Molecule: messenger RNA, 2637 nt
Organism: Kazachstania africana CBS 2517
Lineage: Eukaryota; Fungi; Ascomycota; Saccharomycetes; Saccharomycetales; Saccharomycetaceae
Gene: MCM2
Product: MCM DNA helicase complex subunit MCM2
Exons: 1
Coding region: 1-2637 (878 amino acids)
Biological process (GO): mitotic DNA replication initiation; DNA replication; double-strand break repair via break-induced replication
Cellular component (GO): nucleus; MCM complex
Molecular function (GO): single-stranded DNA helicase activity; single-stranded DNA binding; 3'-5' DNA helicase activity
Source: RefSeq, a predicted model, not a curated record
AUGGCUGAAAACAGGAGACGUAGACGUGAAGAUAACGAAGAUUUGGACUCUGAUAAUGAAUUGCCACCUUCCUCACCUCAGCAAGGAAAUAAUGAUGAUGGCAGAAGAUUAUUCAACACAGUAUCUUCACCAAUUGGUUCACCUGAUGAAAGUGACAUGAUUAACCCAGAAGGCGGAGAUAAUGAGAUUCAGUCUGACCCAGAUAUUGAUGAAGUGGAAGAACAAAUGAAUGAAGUUGAUUUGAUGGGAGAUGAUAUGUACCAAGAUUAUGCACUUGAUGCCGAGAAAGAUACUUACGAUAUGAAUCAAGUGGAUGAUAGGAGACAACGAGAAUUAACAGCAGCUGAACGUCGUCGUAUAGAUGCUCAAUUGAAUGAAAGAGAUAGAUUGUUGAAAAAUGUUGCCUACAUGGAUGACGAUGAUAAUGAGGAUGGUGCUGCAGGAGCUCUUGAUGAGAUGGGAUUGCCGAUCCAAAGACGUAGAAGGAGAAGACAAUAUGAGGAUUUGGAACAAGGCGAUGAUGAUUUACUGAGUGACAUGGAAAUUGACCCGUUAAGAGAAGAAUUGACUUUGGAAUCCAUAAGUAACGUUAAAGCUAACACUUACUCUGAAUGGGUUACACAACCUAAUGUUUCAAGGACUAUUGCGAGAGAAUUGAAAUCAUUUUUAUUAGAAUAUACAGAUGAGACAGGAAGAUCUGUAUACGGUGCGCGUAUUAGAACUCUUGGUGAAAUGAAUUCAGAAUCUUUAGAAGUAAAUUAUAGACAUUUAGCAGAAUCUAAAGCUAUUUUAGCGUUGUUUCUUGCGAAAUGCCCCGAAGAAAUGUUGAAGAUUUUUGAUUUAGUCGCCAUGGAAGCCACAGAGUUACAUUACCCAGAUUAUGCUAGAAUUCAUUCGGAAAUUCACGUCAGAAUAUCUGACUUCCCAACGAUACAUAGUUUGAGAGAAUUACGUGAAACGAAUUUGACUUCAUUAGUUCGUGUUACAGGUGUUGUUACCAGAAGAACUGGUGUUUUUCCACAAUUGAAAUAUGUCAAGUUCAACUGUCUCAAGUGUGGUUCUAUUUUAGGUCCUUUCUUUCAAGAUUCAAAUGAAGAAAUUAGAAUUUCAUUCUGUACAAAUUGUAAAUCUAAAGGUCCAUUUAGUAUCAAUGGUGAAAAGACAGUCUAUCGUAACUAUCAAAGAAUCACUUUGCAAGAAGCACCUGGUACAGUCCCUGCUGGUCGUUUGCCAAGAUACAGAGAGGUUAUCCUACUUGCGGAUCUGGUUGAUAUUUGUAAACCUGGUGAAGAAGUUGAAGUUACAGGGAUAUACAAAAAUAACUAUGAUGGUAAUCUUAAUGCUAAGAAUGGCUUUCCUGUUUUUGCCACUAUUAUUGAAGCUAAUUCAAUUAGAAGAAGAGACGGACACGCGUUAAAUGACGGCGAAGAAGGUUUAGAUGUUUUUAGCUGGACUGAAGAAGAGGAACGUGAAUUCAGAAAAAUGUCAAGGGAGCGUAACAUUAUAGAUAAAAUUAUAUCUUCUAUGGCGCCAUCCAUUUAUGGUCACAGAGACAUAAAGACAGCUGUCGCUUGUUCUUUAUUUGGUGGUGUUCCCAAAAAUGUCAAUGGUAAACAUGCGAUUCGUGGUGAUAUUAAUGUAUUACUAUUAGGUGAUCCAGGUACAGCUAAAUCUCAAAUUUUGAAAUAUGUGGAAAAGACGGCCCAUAGGGCUGUUUUCGCUACUGGUCAAGGUGCCUCUGCUGUUGGUUUAACAGCUUCUGUUAGAAGAGAUCCGAUAACCAAAGAAUGGACUCUAGAAGGUGGUGCGUUGGUUUUGGCUGAUAAGGGUGUUUGUCUAAUUGAUGAAUUCGAUAAAAUGAAUGAUCAAGAUCGUACAUCUAUUCAUGAAGCGAUGGAACAACAGAGUAUAUCUAUUUCCAAGGCCGGUAUUGUUACAUCUUUGCAAGCUCGUUGCUCAAUCAUAGCGGCUGCAAAUCCAAAUGGUGGCCGUUAUAAUUCUACGUUGCCACUUGCACAAAAUGUCAAUUUAACUGAGCCUAUUCUUUCGAGAUUUGAUAUUCUUUGUGUUGUUAGAGAUUUAGUUGAUGAAGAGGCUGAUAAAAGAUUAGCUUCAUUCGUGGUUGAUUCUCACGUUAGGUCUCAUCCAGAAGGUGGCGAAGAUAAAGAAACCAAGGAGGAAGCGAACAAGACAGCUGGUAAUGAUGAUGACGAUGCGAUGGAUGGGGAACAGGAAAUAUCUGCUAGACAGAGAAAAUUAAACAGACAAAGAAAGAAGGAAGAAGAAAUUUCACCGAUAUCACAAGAAUUUUUAAUGAAAUAUAUUCAUUAUGCCAAGACAAAAGUUCACCCAAAAUUACAUCAAAUGGACAUGGAUAAAGUUAGUAGAGUAUACGCUGAUCUAAGAAGAGAAAGUAUAACAACUGGUUCUUUCCCAAUCACCGUUCGUCAUUUAGAAUCUAUUUUAAGAAUUGCGGAAUCUUUUGCCAAGAUGAGAUUAUCAGAAUUCGUGUCAUCUUGGGAUUUAGAUAGAGCCAUUAAAGUGGUUGUAGAUUCAUUUGUUGAUGCACAAAAGAUCAGUGUACGUCGUCAACUUCACAGAUCAUUUGCAAUUUAUACUCUGGGUCAACGACAAUAG